Mytilinidion resinicola is the source of this 2230-nucleotide messenger RNA. RefSeq lists its product as uncharacterized. The transcript has 3 exons. Lineage: Eukaryota; Fungi; Ascomycota; Dothideomycetes; Mytilinidiales; Mytilinidiaceae. The coding region runs from base 21 to 2051 and encodes 676 amino acids. Gene Ontology annotation, molecular function: protein binding. The record is from RefSeq and is a predicted model, not a curated record.
GCUUCACUGCAUCAUAAGGAAUGCCGGAGCCCCGCAAAAGACGGCCGGCAGCCAUGGUAGCUAUCAGAUCGCUCAUGUUGACUUCCAGCGACAGCAUUGGCAGCGAGUCGCCUUACUCGGCCCGUCCACCGUCGCUCGUCCAGCUCCCGCUGAAGAUAAUCGCCUUGAUAGUCUCAUAUAUAGACACUCCUGCAGACCUUGCGCGAGUAUGUUCAACAUGUCGGGUCCUCAAUUACAUGGCUGUGCCACUUCUCUACGAGACUCUCGUCUUGAGCACGGGCGAAGAAAGCCCCCAUAAUCAGAAGCUGCCAACCGGUGGUCGUGGAAGCGCUUUCGCGACUGGCCUCAAUUCACUGGUCAGAGGCAGUCUCGGUCCAAUGGUCCAUUCUCUUACAUUACGAGGCGUCUGGAAAGAGGAUACCAUCCAACGACAUUCCAACGACUUCGUCAUGGAUCGCCUCACGAUUCUGAAUAUUGCCGUAAGAGCUGCACUAGACAAGACGACAAGAUUACAACAGUUCAGCUGGGAACUCGAUAUCAGAAUGCUGGACACCGUGUAUCUGGGUCUAGCGAAUUUGAAAAUCUCAGAGUUACAUUUGCGAUUUCCGUCAACCCGGGGCACGCAGCCUGUCACUGUUGUCCCCGUCAUGCCGCACCUCGUUGCCUUAUCCGUGACCAACAUCGACCCUACACUAAAUCAGGACGAUAUCUCGACUCUGCUUUGCAGCAAGAAGCUUCAGGAUCUGAGGAUGCAAUGGUCGCCUCGAAUGGUAGACUCCAAAAAACCCUGCGUCCGACUUCACGACUACUUUAAAAAAUCGACUGGGUCAUCUCGACUCAGAAUCAAGAAACUGGCUUUUCAGAAUCUCCACACUGAGGCCACCGACGAUCUGUACCAGGCGAUAGAUCAAGAGCGCAUUGAAGAAGUCACCAUUUUGAACAGUUCCAGUUGUACCUUUUCGAUGAUCUUCCACAACCCCUCUGCCAAUUCUCGCCACCCAUCACCAAUCGCGCAACCCGGUUUCAAAGUCAUGAGACAUGACAAGAUCUCCAGGGCUCACUGCGACUUCUUGGGCUCGAUGAUGGGACUUGAACAAAUUUAUUUCGUCAACCACGACGCGAGAUACUACAUUGAGCGGCCCUCUGCAUCCCCGCCGGCAAUUUUCAGGCGAGGUUCGGUAGACCACGACAUGGAUACUAUCCGAGUGCUCCCCAACGGCACAUCCCACCCCUCACCAACAUUCGCCGACGACCCCAAGACUCAAAGCUACCUCAAAGACAACUACUUCACGACGAUCCUCUCAAAUCACGGGCAGUGGCUGACUCAUCUCCUCCUCUCCGCGACAUGGCACCUCUCCACCUCGAUGAUCGCACGCCUUGUGCACACAUGUCCGAACCUCGUGCAGCUCGGAUACGCGACUGAAACGUCCAGCUUCGACACCAUGACUCUACUGAUACCCUUUCUCCGUAACCUAGUCGCGAUCCGCCUCCUCGUCCCCAUAUACCCCCCUAAUUCCAACAGCGGGCCGCCCAAACCCGUAAAGGCAAACACGCAUGGCCUGUUAGUUCCACUGAGGUCGCGCCCGCUGUGCGAAGUCGUAGAACUUGACGAAAGUGUGCACAUUGAGAAGAUUGGUCUCACGCUGGGCGACAACGAAGCAUGGGGCCACCUCAAACUCAUAGGACUCGGGUGGAAGUCUUAUGAGUUAGGUGAGAUAUACGCAGAGCCACUGAUAGGAUCGCGGCCGCCUUCUCUUCCCGGGACACCCACGGCGCAGCCGAGAGUGACCCGAAGGACGUCUACGCCAGCUGGGAAACCACUUCAGUCUACCCUAGGCAAACGGACGCGCGAGCUUAGAUCGACGUCCAACUCGUCGCUAAACGAGAAUUCAAAUGGUGUUCCUUCUGUCCACAUUCAGAAUAUGGAUAAAGAAAUGGAGGACGCGCCACAAGAGACCGAACGAUUUGUAUGGAGACGGAGAGUGCGACCUGUAGGAUGGGAUGUUCUCAAACACUGGAGUAUUUGGGCAAUGGACGGAUCGGAAAUGUGAAAUGCCGGUUGGGAAAAGAUGUUUACAUAGGCGUCUUGGGGACUUUGGCGUCAUGAGGCAACACGGCGCCCUUUCAAUCACUUCGACGUCCGCAACGCAGCAUAGCUAGGAGUUAAUCCAUUUUUCAUCGCGCUUCAAAAAUAUCACUUACACAUAUCUCACGUGUUGUUAAUACUCUC